Seriola aureovittata is the source of this 4359-nucleotide messenger RNA. It is a transcript of the gene osbpl9, whose product is annotated as oxysterol binding protein-like 9. Gene Ontology annotation, molecular function: sterol binding. The coding region runs from base 393 to 2321 and encodes 642 amino acids. Gene Ontology annotation, cellular component: intracellular membrane-bounded organelle; cytosol; membrane. The record is from RefSeq and is a predicted model, not a curated record. Lineage: Eukaryota; Metazoa; Chordata; Actinopteri; Carangiformes; Carangidae. The transcript has 21 exons.
UUUUCUGCCUGCAUGAGAGGAAGUGUGCCGUUCCUGCCAGGGGAGGGUCCUGGAUUAACUCAGCUCUGUCUGCCUCAUACCAAAAGCUCAGCUGAUAACUGCUGCCGAAGGAUAUAUUGUAGCCAGACUAGCUUCCCAGCUAACACAUAGUCUGGAAGCUACUUUGGUUUAUAUUGACAGACUGCAGUAGAGAGCAAGAGGAGGAGAUUGUUUUCUAUUUCUGUGUGGAGGAGGAGGAAGGGGAGGAGAGAGAAAGAACGCUAACUUCACCAGAGCUGGUGGUUUGUUGCUGUAAGGGGAAAAAAACAGAGUAACGAAGGCCGAGAAAGAGAAAACGAUCUUGUGUCAGGCUAAAUGGCCUGAUGGGAGAGAUAUACAAGGUUUAACGCAGCAUGUCCAUUGGAGCGAAGCACCCAGAGGCCGAGACAGGAUUUGUUCCGAGUGUUCAAGACUUUGAUAAGAAGCUAGCUGAAGCUGAUGCCUACCUACAGAUUCUGAUUGACCAGUUAAAGUUGUUUGAUGAGAAGAUCAAGGAUUGCAAAGAAGAUGAAUCACGCAGAAAAAUUGAAAAUUUGAAAGAGACUACUUGUAGUAUGGUAGAGUCCAUCAAGCACUGUAUCGUACUGCUGCAAAUUGCCAAGGACCAAAGUAACGAACAGCAACACGCAAACGGACUUAUAAGCACCAUCAACCCAGUGGAUGGGAUCUACCAGCCCCCUCUGGAUACUCCUGUAGUCAACACCACGAUGCCAACACAGACCACACUACCAGCAGACGUUUCUCAGGUGUGUAAAUCAGACCAACGACCCUCCACAUUACCUGUUGGUCCUGUUGUCACGGUGAUGGGCAGUCUGCAGACCCCAACUCCCAACAGCACAGGGAGUGGCCCAUCAGGCUCCAGUAGCGGCAUUGCUUCCCCAGCUCACAUCCCCCUCCCCUCGCACUCGGUGCCAGACUUCUCCUACUCCUCCAGCGAGGAUGAGUUCUACGAUGCUGAUGAAUUUUACCAGAGCAGCACUUCCCCUAAACACUGCAUAGAUCCCUCAGGGCCUGCAGCUGCCCCGCCCCUCACUAAUGAAGAAACAGCAUUGAAACGACCAGACACCACUGAGUCCCUCAACUCGUCCAUGUCCAAUGGCACCACAGAUGCAGAUCCGUUUGAUAGCCAUGACGACCGUGAUGAUGAUGGUGAGGGCGAGUCUGUAGAGGAGCACAAGAGUGUCAUCAUGCAUCUGCUCUCUCAAGUUCGUUUGGGCAUGGACCUCACAAAGGUGGUCCUGCCUACCUUCAUCCUAGAGAGGAGGUCUUUGUUAGAAAUGUACGCAGACUUCUUUGCACACCCUGACUUAUUUGUAAGUAUUGCUGAGCAGCCGGAGCCCCGGGAGCGCAUGGUUCAGGUGGUAAAAUGGUACCUGUCAGCCUUCCAUGCAGGGAGGAAAGGCUCAGUGGCCAAGAAACCUUAUAAUCCAAUCCUGGGUGAAGUUUUCUAUUGCCACUGGGAUUUGCCCAGUGAAGCAGAGGAGCCCUCCCCACACACGGAGACGGUGUCAGAGGGCCCAGUUCCCUGGUCUUCAUCCAAUAGUGUGUGUUUUGUGGCAGAGCAGGUCUCUCACCACCCACCCAUUUCUGCAUUCUACGCAGAGUGUUUAAAUAAGAAGAUCCAGUUCAACGCUCACAUCUGGACUAAGUCUAAGUUCUUAGGCAUGUCCAUAGGUGUCCACAACAUUGGCCAAGGUUGUGUGUCGUGUUUGGAGCAUGAUGAACAUUACAUCCUCACCUUCCCUAACGGAUACGGCAGGUCGAUUCUGACUGUGCCAUGGGUGGAGCUGGGUGGGGAGUGCAACAUCUCCUGCUCCAAGUCGGGCUACAGUGCUAACAUCGUGUUCCACACCAAACCCUUCUACGGAGGAAAGAAGCACAGGAUCACUGCUGAGAUUUUUGCACCUAAUGAUAAGAAGUCUUUCUGCUCCAUUGAAGGGGAAUGGAACGGAGUGAUGUAUGCUAAGUGGGCAACUGGAGAGAACACAGUGUUCAUAGAUACUAAAAGGAUGGGUAUCAUCAAGAAGAAAGUGAGAAAGCUGGAAGACCAACUCGAGUAUGAGUCCCGAAGAUUGUGGAGAGAUGUGACGCUGAACCUGAAACUGAAAGACAUUGAUGCAGCAACAGAAGCCAAACACCGGUUGGAGGAGAAACAGAGAGCCGAAGCAAGAGAUAGGAAGGAGAACGAGCAGCAGUGGGAGACUAGGCUAUUCCAUGAGGAUGGGGAGUGCUGGGUCUACGAUGAUCCUCUAUUAAAGAGAUUAGCCUCUCAGAGGCACUGAGAAGACUACGCACACUCUGAUACACACACAUACAUAUGCAUAAAGAAAUGCACACACAGCAGAGUCUUCAUAAGAACUCUUUUGCAAAACCACUUCUUAUCCAAGCCUUGGAAUGACUGAUGAUUGAAUAUGUACACAGCUUUGCAUUUGACUGUAAAACAACCAUAUGGAAAUGAAUGAAAUCAAAUGGAAAAGCAUCAAAGAUGUAACAUGAAAAUUAGUAAACCUCCUCUCCUUAUUUGGGCAAUCUCACUUCCACCGCCACCGAUACCCGCCAACAUGAGACUCGGCAGCGCAGAGUGGAGACGGGAGCGCCGAUGCAUCUCGUCUCUCGACUCUGUCCGUCAGCUUCACGACCACACCCAUCAUCAGCUCCACACGACAGAGCAGCACUCAUUUCCCAACACACUGGUUUUUUUUGGGGGGGUUGUAAAGGGGUGUGUGGUUGAUGGUGUUCAAAUCAAAUAAACCUUGACAAACAAAACAGCGCUCUACAUCUCAGGGAAUCUGGUGACUGAGGAAAAAAAGCUGCUGCCCCCUCUGAGAGUCUGACAGCCUUAUAACGGUGGAACGGAUGAAUCUUAAAGGGGCGGGGGAGAAAUUCUCUGCUUGCCUGCAACUAAUUAUAACUGUUGUUUAUAUAUAGAUAUGAUAUACAUAUGAUGGAUAUAUGAAUAUAUAUUCUUUUUUUAUUUUCAACGUUCUUUUUUUUUUUCUUUUUUUUCUGGCAAUAGUGUAAAAUAUUUGAGGAUAUGAACUUGAUGGCUUUACAUCUUUAGCAAUCAUUCCAUUUACCCAUUUGAUUAAGUUAACAUCUAUUUGGUCCUUCACACUGUUCUGUGUCCCAAGUGUUAUCCAGAAGCAAAGCCCUGCAUAACCCAUAGUAUAGGUUUAUGGAAUAUAUGCAAUGUAGAUAGAAAUAAUUUACGUUGCCAGUCAAAAGGACAAAUUUGGUUGUCCAUUAUGCCAAAAAGGUUUAAAGAAAAGGCAAAAGGGACUUUGAUCUGGACAGAGAACAAACAAUCCUCUAAAAAUGUUUCCAUGUUACCUGAAGGCAUUUAUGAACAAAUGAUUGUUUACAUAUUUUUGUCUUUUCUGGAUCACUGGUCCACAAUGAGGACGUAAAGCUAGGACUGAGUCUGUGAAGUCUCCCUUUUGUUCUGCACAUCACCUAUCUUGGUAUCCUCUCCAAAAUCCCUGAUGUCUGAGUGGACCACUUUGACGUCCAUUCUUCGUGUUGUCAGAGGGUGAGGAGAGUGAAAAUGAGGAGCCAGACUGUUCUACCGGUUCAGUUGUCUUGUAAUAUUAAUUUUUUGUCCAAUGUUUUUCAAGAUAAGAACCACAUAGAGGGCAAUAUUUAUCCUACUGUACACCUAUGCUUUUUCGAACCAUCAUUCAUUCUCUUAUUUACAGCUACAUGGGUUGGAUCUAAAUGAGGCAUAUUUGGAUGAGAUACAAAAAUAAACAAUUUUCACCUGAAAAUGCCUGGGAAUAUCUCUCAAUGCUGUAGCAAGCUCGUAACAGCCCUCCCGUGUUAUUUUUGUGUGCAAUUUCAUUAUUUUGUCUCAUAGAUAUUUGGCCAUUACAUUAAGUAAGCUGAUUGAUUCAGAUGAAUCGUAAAGGACCUUUAGAAUUCAAUUAAUUGGUGAAGGGAUCUAUAAAGCCACAUUCCUGGUGUUGUAAGCGCAUCCAGUCACACACUAGGUGAAAAUAAAUGCCUGUGUAUGUGGUGUGUUUGCUGCUUUGGACUUUAAUCCUCCUCUAAAGCAGACAAAAAUGCCUUUAGAAACAAGCCAAAUUAAAUUGAGUCCAAGCUAAAUUUAAAGUUAUUAUUUUGUUUUUUCCUCCAUGUUUUGUCUUUGUAAAUUAUAUUGAAUCGAGGCCUUGCCAUACAUUUCAGUAUCACUCAGUAUCGCCUGAUAGAGAGCAAUCAAAACAAAUGUAUUUUUUAUUUCCUUCUGAUCAUAACCAUUGAUUGUAUCAGAUCCUCCUGUUUAUUGAUGCAUAAUAUUAAAUCUCCAUGAGUUUAUUCCUGUGA